GGAUUAGAAUUAAAUUAAUUUUAUUAUUUCAGAUUUGAUAUCGAUGGAUUAGAAUAAGAAGAAAAUGCAAGCAAUUAAAUGCGUUGUAGUGGGGGACGGAGCUGUAGGUAAAACUUGUUUGUUGAUCAGUUACACUACCAAUGCAUUUCCUGGAGAGUAUAUACCAACAGUGUUCGACAACUACUCUGCAAAUGUUAUGGUUGAUGGUCGGCCUAUAAACCUUGGACUAUGGGAUACGGCCGGGCAGGAAGAUUAUGACCGGCUUAGACCUCUCUCCUACCCGCAGACGGAUGUGUUCCUUAUCUGUUUCUCCCUGGUAAACCCUGCUAGUUUUGAGAACGUGAGAGCUAAAUGGUAUCCUGAGGUUCGGCAUCAUUGUCCUGGAGUUCCAAUUAUCCUGGUCGGAACUAAACUAGAUCUAAGGGAGGACAAGGAAACUAUUGAUAAACUGAAGGAGAAGAGAUUAGCUCCGAUUACAUAUCCUCAGGGCUUGGCGAUGGCUAAGGAUGUAGGUGCAGUAAAGUACAUGGAAUGCUCUGCAUUGACGCAAAAGGGACUAAAAACUGUAUUCGACGAGGCUAUAAGAGCUGUUCUGUGCCCUGUUCCAAAGAUAAAGAAGAGGCAAAGAUGCAUCAUUUUAUAAACAAUAGUUAAACAAUAUGUAUACACACUAUGCAGUAGUUGAUAUACUUCCUGCAUUUCUACAGAUUGUAUAAGCCUAUGUUGUAAUGUCCUCCCCCCCCCUCCCUCCCCUUCCGCAAUUAUGGGAUAUUAUCUUACAUUUAAGGUUGAAAGAACUGAACACUAUCUUUGGUGACCCUCAAAUUAAGAAAUUGCAUACCCGAGUCACAUUGGUGCUCUUUAAACCUUAUCUAAGCAUCUUGAAAAGUAUAAAUUCUGUCAAUAUCCUUCCGUCUUUCUGUUGCAGAAAUUCGCAAGUCACUACAUAGAGAAACCGAAAAACGAAGAUAUCUCCAUCAUUUUUGUUCAUUUAAAGGUUUAAGCGUAACAGUGUAAAUUAUGGAACUUUUUAAUCAGGGGGGUCUCUUCAUCAGUCUCUUUAAGAUGAAAAAUUACCUAAAAUUAAAAUUCAUGUUAACUGUCCCAUGAUAUCCUAAAAUAGUUCAAAUCAGUGAAAUAUAUAUUUUCAGAUAGUUUAUCAAGCAUUAUUUUAGGAUCUGUUCCCCGAUCUAAGAAAUAAUGUUAUUUCGAUAACAAUUACAUUAUUACUGAUUAAUAGAUUCUAGCGUGAAUUGGAAAAAAUGAACCGACUCCUCUAUUGUUGCAUUUUUAUAAUUUAUGUUAAGACCAAAAUUGUCCCGGAUAUCAAGCUUUCUGUUGCUUUUUAAUUUUUCUCCAUUUUUAUCUGUUACCGCACAACAAGGUUUAUCUUUAAAUUGUUUGUCUUUUUUUCGAAUCAAGAAAUAAUUAGUUUUCUCUUCCUCUCCUCUAGAUGUUAUAAAUUUUCCUAUUACUCAAAACCAGAUUUUCUUGAGUUUUGCGAUUCUAUUUAAGCUUAUGUCUAGAAUAAUAUUUUCAAUGAGGGUUAAAAGAUUAUAUACAUCCCAAGUAAAAAAAGUUCUUAAUAAUGCUUUAUUUAGCUUGUAUUUGUUCAAAAACUGAUAGUUAAAUGUUUGCGAAGAAGUUGGGCCCCCCGUACAAAAAAUAAGGAAAUUUUAAGUUUUUUGGAAAAUAAAAUUUUUGAUUAAAAUUGAAAAAACCUCUUUGUGCAAGGCUUUUCAUUGAGUAAGGAUCCUUUUUCUUUUGUAAAAAAUCAGAUUUUAUAAUUCUAUUUUUAAUAUAAACCAGUGUUGGAAGUGGGGUUGAAUGUACUUCAAAUAAUAAUAAUGAUUAAUUAUUUUUAAAAUAUUAAUAUGAUAAUUUUGGACUGGACAUAUUUUACACCACGGCACAGCAUUAGUAAAAUUUUAUUUAAAGAAAAUAUCUAGAAAUGGGUUAUAAAAGAAUAAUUCCACAACAGAAUCAGUUUAUAUAGAAGGUUUGGCAUUGUUGGUGGGGUUAAAGGCUAUAACUAAAAUUUCUUGUAAAUCGUUUUAUGCUUUCUCACUAAAUGUUCAAAAUAAGCAAAUAUUUUAAAUAAUUGCAGUAGCAUGUCCAAUUAACUAACUCUGGUACUUAAUAUUUUGAUCCAAAAACUGUUGUUUCAUUAAAAAGAUUUAUGCUGCAGAGAUUUUUAAGUAAAUUAUCGGAAUUCAGCAAGUUUUUAGAUGAAGACGUUGACAUUUCCUUAGAGAGUACCGUUGUUAAUCGGACACGUCGUCACAUUUGAAAAUAUAGUCUUUUACUAAUUUAAUUAAUGCUGAUGCAACAUUUUCUGGUUUUUAUAAUAUUUGCAGUCCGGAGCAGGUGUGUACAAUGUAUGUACACAUUGUUAUAAUGUAUACUUUAUAUGUAAUAAUGUGUAAUAUUUGUACAUAAGAUCAACCUUAAUAAACAUUUUGAUUAGUUAGAAA
Eurytemora carolleeae is the source of this 2474-nucleotide messenger RNA. RefSeq names its product ras-related C3 botulinum toxin substrate 1. The record is from RefSeq and is a predicted model, not a curated record. The coding region runs from base 65 to 643 and encodes 192 amino acids. Gene Ontology annotation, molecular function: protein kinase binding; GTP binding; GTPase activity. Gene Ontology annotation, biological process: motor neuron axon guidance; cortical cytoskeleton organization; establishment or maintenance of cell polarity. NCBI's taxonomy places the organism in Eukaryota, Metazoa, Arthropoda, Copepoda, Calanoida, Temoridae. Gene Ontology annotation, cellular component: plasma membrane; cell cortex; cell projection. The transcript has 7 exons.